UUUAAUAAAUUUAUUGUUAAUAUUACUAUUUUUAUUAUAUCUCAUAUUUUGCGCGCAAAAUAUGUAAAUCUUUUAAAUGUGAAUUUAUUUAACCCUACUUGCUUUACUAUAAAAAAACAUUUCUAUUUAUGAUUGGUGCUAAGAUUUUGAAAAAUAUUAACUAGAGAAAUGUAGGCAUUUGUGAGUUUCCUUAAAAAAUAUGCCCAUUCCUUUCCUUUUUCAAAGUAUUAGAUGCCAUGCACUAUCAAUUUACCGAAUAAUUUGAAAAUACAUUUUGUCAAUGUUCCCUUUAAUUCAACCAGAAUAUUAAGAAUUUAUGAAUUAAUUGUUUUAUCUGUUAUAAGAAAUAAUAAUAAGCAUUAGUAUACAUAAGUCAUAGAGUCAAUUACGAUUAAAUAUUAAUGUGAAAACUAAUAGAUAACAAAUAUUUAAUGUUGCAACCUAUAAAUAUUGUUUUACGUAUUUAGUAUAUCCUUAGUUAUCUAUUGGUAUUCAAUGUUCUAAGUUUUUAAUUAAUAUUUCUAACUAAAUAAUCUAUGUGUUCACAUAGUUUCCUUUAUUUUUUAACUAAAAGUUUAUAAAUUUUUGUUUAAAUAUACUAGAUUUUAUUAUUUUACUUUUAAAACUUUUAAUCAACAGUUGUAAAAUGUCUACUACAAAUGAAAAAUUAAUUGGUUCCAUUGAUGAAGGCACUAGUAGUACACGGUUUAUGUGAUGGAAGAAAUUACUAGAGAAAUACAAGAAGAGGUACCAUGGUGCAUAUUAUUCUCCUACAAUAUAGUGUAAAUAGGAGAAAAUUUAGAAUUAGGAAAAGUAGUUGGGAUAAUGGCGAGGAAGAUAAAAGAGAUAAAAAUGUAUUCAAGGUAUUUUCUUCAAAAACUCAUUUACCUAUAGCAAGCCAUCAAAUAAACACGACAAACAUUUGUCUGAACGAAGGGUGGGUAGAACAAGAUCCUAUUGAUAUUUUGAACAAAAUAAAAGAAACUAUUAGUGUGACUUGUGAUAAAUUAAAAUCUAUGAAUAUAUCUCCUGAAUGUGUUGCUACAAUUGGAAUAACAAACCAAAGAGAAACUACAUUAGUAUGGGACAAAAUAACUGGAAAACCAUUAUAUAAUGCUAUUAUCUGGAUGGAUGUUAGAACAGAAGGGAUAGUAGAUAGAUUUUUAAGUAAAGAUAUUCCACAUUUUACUACUAUUAAUGAAAAAAAGCAGUAUUUACAGUCUAAAAGUGGAUUAACAAUGAAUCCGUACUUCAGCGUUUUUAAAUUAAUUUGGUUAAUAGAAAAUGUGCCAGAAGUAAUGAGCGCUGUAAAAGAAAAACGCUGUAUGUUUGGAACUAUGGAUACAUGGAUAAUUUGGAGUCUUACUGGAGGUGUGAAUUCUGGUGUUCAUAUAACUGAUGUUACUAAUGCUUCUCGAACAAUGCUUAUGAAUAUCCAUUCAUUGAAUUGGGAUGAAAAUUUAAUCGAAUACUUUAGUAUACCUAAUGGAGUGUUAUUACCAGAAAUAAGAAGUUGUUCUGAAGUUUAUGGUUACAUGUUUGAUGGACCUCUUUUUGGAAAACCAAUAUCUGGAUGUGUAGGAGAUCAACAGGCUGCACUUAUAGGUCAAAUGUGUUUUGAAGCUGGAGAAGCAAAGAGUACAUUUGGUACAGGGUGUUUUUUAUUAUACAACACUGGUCAUAAGGCAGUUAUUUCCAAACAUGGUCUUCUGACUACAGUUGCUUACAAACUAGGAAAGAAUGUUGAUGCAGUGUAUGCACUAGAAGGUUCUGUUGCUGUAGCUGGUGCUGCUGUAAAAUGGUUGAAGGAUAAUUUAGGAAUUAUAUCUAAUUAUGAUCAUUUAUCAACAUUAAUAAAUAGUAUACCUGAUACUAAUGGUGUACACUUUGUUCCUGCAUUCUCUGGAUUAUAUGCUCCAUAUUGGAAGAGUGAUGCACGGGGAACAAUAGUUGGACUAACUCUUGAUAGUACAGAUGCCCAUUUAGCAAGAGCAACUCUUGAAGGUGUUGGUUUCCAAACCAAAGAUGUAUUGGAAUCAAUGCAGUGGGAUGCUGGACAUCUAAUUACUACUUUAAAAGUUGAUGGGGGUAUGACAAUUAGUAAUGGGUUUUUACAAAUUUUGGCCAACUUAUGUGGAAUACCAGUUGUACGUCCAAAAAUGGUUGAAACCACUGCUAUGGGUGCAGCUUUGGCAGCUGGAAUAGCAAUUGGAUUAUGGAAAAUACAGAGUAUAAAAUCAAUAUCUGAUACUUUUUUGUCAUCAAUAUCCAAACAAGAACAAUUAAAUAAGUACAAUGAAUGGAAAAAUGCAGUGUCCCGAAGUAUAGGAUGGAACAAUGAUGAAAGUGAAGACAUUGAAGAAUUUUAAAUCAUUAUUCUCGUGUAGUCUUGUGUAUUAAUAAUUAUUUAAUUUGUUUACUGUAGAUUAUAAUUUUUAUAAUUUAAGAUUAAUCACUUGUUAAUUUUUUAAAAUUUAAUUUAUAUAAUAAGAUCUGAAAUAAAAUUUAGUAAUGAAUAAAAUAUUUAUAGGUACUCUUAA
Messenger RNA from Daktulosphaira vitifoliae (grape phylloxera), 2540 nucleotides. It is a transcript of the gene Gk1, whose product is annotated as glycerol kinase. Gene Ontology annotation, cellular component: mitochondrion. Lineage: Eukaryota; Metazoa; Arthropoda; Insecta; Hemiptera; Phylloxeridae. Gene Ontology annotation, molecular function: glycerol kinase activity. The coding region runs from base 753 to 2369 and encodes 538 amino acids. The record is from RefSeq and is a predicted model, not a curated record. Gene Ontology annotation, biological process: triglyceride metabolic process; glycerol-3-phosphate biosynthetic process; glycerol metabolic process. The transcript is spliced from 12 exons.